Messenger RNA from Calypte anna (Anna's hummingbird), 1279 nucleotides. RefSeq names its product arsenite methyltransferase (gene AS3MT). Lineage: Eukaryota; Metazoa; Chordata; Aves; Apodiformes; Trochilidae. Gene Ontology annotation, biological process: arsonoacetate metabolic process; toxin metabolic process. The record is from RefSeq and is a predicted model, not a curated record. Gene Ontology annotation, molecular function: arsenite methyltransferase activity. The coding region runs from base 52 to 1170 and encodes 372 amino acids. The transcript is spliced from 11 exons. Gene Ontology annotation, cellular component: cytosol.
AGGCCCGGCGCGGGGUGCCGGGGUGGAACGCGGCCGUGAAGCGCUGGAGGCAUGGCAGAUCCCUGCGGAAAGCAGAUCCACCGGGAGGUGCAGGAUUACUACGGCAGAGAGCUGCAGAAGUCAAAGGACCUGAAAACCAAUGCUUGUGUCACCUCGUCCAGGCCCCUUCCCAAGGCAGUGAACGAUGCCCUGGAGUGUGUCCAUGAGGAGGUGGUGGCCAGGUACUAUGGCUGUGGUCUGUCCAUCCCUGAGUGUCUGGUGUCCUGCCGGAUCCUGGACCUUGGUAGUGGCAGUGGCAGAGACUGCUACCUGCUGAGCCAGCUGGUUGGGGAGCAUGGCCAUGUCACUGGGAUAGAUAUGACCGAGAGCCAGGUCAAGGUGGCAAAGAAGCACAUUGCCUACCACAUGGACAAGUUUGGCUACCAAAGGCCAAAUGUGGAGUUCCUUCAGGCAUACAUGGAGAACCUGGGUGACGCUGGACUGGCUGAUGAGAGCUAUGAUAUUGUGAUUUCUAACUGCGUGAUCAACCUUGUCCCCGACAAGAAGGCAGUGCUGCAGGAGGCUUACCGUGUGCUGAAGCCCGGGGGAGAGAUGUACUUCAGUGACAUCUAUGCCAGCCAGCGCCUGAGUGAGGCCAUUCAGAAACACAGAGUGCUGUGGGGGGAGUGCCUGGCAGGAGCCCUGGACUGGAGAGACCUGUACAGCAUUGCCAAGGAAGUGGGGUUCAGCCCCCCAUGCCUGGUCACUGCCAGCCCCAUCACUAUCGGCAACAAGGAGCUGGAAGAAAUCAUUGGCGACUGUCGCUUUGCCUCUGCAACUUUCCGCAUGUUCAAGGUGCCAGGGAGCAGCUGGUCUGGGCCAGGACAGGUCAUCUACAAUGGUGGGAUCGUGGGGCAUGAGCAAGAACUGGUGUUUGAUGCCAACUUCACCUUCAAGGAAGGAGAGGUGGUGGAUGUGGAUGCUGAGAUGGCUGCUAUCUUGCAGACCUCCAGGUUUUCGAAGGAGUUCCUGAUCCGAACCAGUGGGCCCAAUGCUGCUGCACAUCAGGGCUGCUGUCACAAGGGGGUGAAGGAGAAGAUCUGUGAUCCCUUCCAGCUGCUGGAGCAGCUGGCAGCCCCAGAUUCUACCUGCCAUGCCCGUGGCACCUGUGGUCCCCUGGGGUGCUGCUGAGAGUAAGCGAGGCCCUCAUGCCAAGGGAUGGCAGUGGGGCAGGAGGAUGUGUCCCCAACAGCGUGCAGCUUCCACUGGAGAGAAAAUAAAUGGCCAAGCUCAAAGGCUA